GGGGUCCCGGGUUUUCUAACCUGUCCUCCAGACAGAGAUCAGGAUCGGAACGUGGAGGAGUGACGAACUGGAGCUUCGAGAGCCCCACAUACCAAGAGCUGAAAUCCGAGAUCACGGAGAUCCCCGCCUCCAAACUGAUCCCAGAGGGCGGCUCCAGCGCCGACAGCUCAGCCCCCGGGGCACAGGGCUCAGAUUGUGGGGCGCUGGAGUCAGUAGGAGAACCAGUUACAUUCCGUAAAGCCGACACAUUUGCUGGCAGAUAUGGAGUUUGGAUGAAGGAUCCUGAACCUGUACCACCUCAUACUCAUGACUCCACCUGGAGGAUCAACGCUGUUGGAACUGAAGUACGCCAGCUUUUUGAGUAUAAUGACCUGGAUCAGUUCAUGAAGGGCUACCCUAGUAAAGUUUAUGUACUACCAGAAUUAGUAGAAAGCACAGGAGGGACCAUCUACAGAGGGUCCUUGUAUUACCAGAAGCGCAAGUCACGAGUCUUGCUGAGGUACGAGAUGAAAACGGAGACCAUUGUUGCCCAGAAGGAGCUAUCCAACGCAGGAUUCCGAGGAGUAUUCCCUUAUUCGUGGGGUGGUUACACAGACAUUGAUUUUGCUGUGGAUGAGCAGGGACUUUGGGUGAUCUACAGCACCAAUCAGGCUCAAGGGGCCAUUGUGAUCUCCAAACUGGACCCCCGCACUCUGGAAAUCGAGAGAACCUGGACCACCAGUAUCCGCAAGAAAUCAGUUGCCAAUUCCUUCAUGAUAUGUGGGACUCUCUACACAUUGAGCAGCUAUUCUAUACAAAAUGCUUUCAUCAAUUUUGCCUACAAUACUAAUACAAACAGCAGCAUGGUACUGAAAAUCCCAUUUGAGAAUCGCUACCGGUACAACAGUAUGACAGAUUACUAUCCAGCAGAGAAAAAGAUCUUUGCCUGGGACAAUUUCAAUAUGGUUAUGUACGACAUUAGGCUUUCCAAAAUAUGAAGGGCUAAAGGCCACUUCGCUCAUGGACAGCAAGUGCUUUAGUUUCUUUAGAAAAAUUAAACAUUACUGAUAGUUAUAACAGCAGUAUUUUGUGGACUAAUUCCAGUACAACUGGAGAUGACCAGCUUUAAUCAGCAGUUGAAGUGAGCAUUUUGGGGAGCAAUAUAAAUGAUGGAUGCAUUUGACUAUUCUUGGAAAUUUUAUAUUGCAAUUAUGUAAAAUGCAUACUGUAAUACAGUAGAAGACUAAUUAUGUUCUCUGGCUUGUAAAAUCGACUAGUCAUUAUAAACAGAUACAUUUAAUAGGAACUGAACAUUUUGCAACUUUUAGAUUUCCAUCCAGACAUUUAAUGUGGCCGGCCAAGUGCAGAAUCAUGAAACUGAUUGCUUCAGUUAAUGAGCUGGAAAUUGUUUUUAAAUGAUUUAAUACGACCACAUUUUUCAGCAAUAAAGUCCUGAGCUUUUAAAAUUUGAUACCAACUUAGAAGCAAAACACACCCAAACGAACAAUAACUAGUAUGUCACAGCAAUCUGCAGAGAACGGUCAUCUAAAUACGAACCUCAGCUUUGUAAUGCCACUCCCAAAUAUGGAACUUUACACUGUAAAGAGAAUUACUAAAACAUUUCUAGUUAGAUAUAAAACAGACAAUAACCAAGACAAUUGUGCAUUUUUUUUAUAUAUACUGCACCACUCAUAUUUUCUAUCAAUAUCAGUUUUGCGAGCUGGGCUAAUUACACGUUUGGAGUGAGAUAAAACAGGUUUCAUCCUCAAUUUAACAGCUGUCCGAGAAUGAAUAGCUGCACCUUGUACCUAAUGCAUUUUCAGCUUUCAAAGUACUAGCACUGAAUUUUCUAUUUACCUUUGUAAAAUAAAGCCGUUGAACAUGG
This is a messenger RNA of Callorhinchus milii (elephant shark), 1864 nucleotides long. It is a transcript of the gene myoc, whose product is annotated as myocilin. Gene Ontology annotation, cellular component: Golgi apparatus. The record is from RefSeq and is a predicted model, not a curated record. Lineage: Eukaryota; Metazoa; Chordata; Chondrichthyes; Chimaeriformes; Callorhinchidae. Gene Ontology annotation, biological process: signal transduction; osteoblast differentiation.